CCUUUCUUGACAUAGAUUACAUUAAUUCUGUUCUCUAGCAAAAAUUAUUCCCUUUGCAUAAUGACUUCACCACGACUUUUCGUUUUCGAAGACAUGUUCAAGUUCAACAGCAUUGCGAUGGAUCCUCUGGUGGAAGUUUAUUCCCUGCCCUUCGUAAUCCCCAAGAUGUUGGAACAUCCCGAAAUGGUUCUUGCUGUAGAUUCACCAGAUGAUCGUCUGAUCGGUUUUGUGUUGGGAACCCGCGAUGAGGAUUGUGAUGAACGCAUUGGCGAUGGGAAGGAUUGCAGUUGGAGCCAUGGACACGUUUCUGCACUGGCUGUGGAUUACAAAUACCGAAAAUUGGGAAUUGCAACUCGUUUUAUGACCACUCUUAGGAAUAUGAUGGAUGAUCAAAAGGAUUGGUAUAUGGAUUUAUAUGUGCGUGAAAAGAAUGAAAAUGCCAUCAGGCUUUAUGAAUCCCUGGGGUAUGUGAAGUAUUCCUGGAUGCCAAUGUUUUAUCCCGAUGAUAAUGGCUAUCAUAUGCGAUUGCCCUUAACCCGUGAUGUGAAUAGAAACUGCCUUGAUGGGAUUUUGGUUAACAAGCUCUUUAGUUUCGUCAAUUUGGUGUACUAUAUACUAAUAAUCUAUUUUACGGGACUCAAAAAACUUAUCUUUGGUGAUCGAUUUUCAAAAAAGGAUUGAAUACUUCGUUUAACAUAAUCCAACUAUAACCACAGACAUUUUUAUAUUUAAGUCAUUAAGGCAAAUGCAUUGAUUGUUCAGUUUGGCAGCAAAUAAAAAAUUAAACCAUUGAGGAAACAUCUAGAAAAGUUCA
Drosophila ficusphila is the source of this 814-nucleotide messenger RNA. RefSeq names its product N-alpha-acetyltransferase 20 (gene Naa20B). The transcript has a single exon. Gene Ontology annotation, molecular function: protein-N-terminal amino-acid acetyltransferase activity. The record is from RefSeq and is a predicted model, not a curated record. Gene Ontology annotation, cellular component: NatB complex. NCBI's taxonomy places the organism in Eukaryota, Metazoa, Arthropoda, Insecta, Diptera, Drosophilidae. Bases 61 to 681 code for a protein of 206 amino acids. Gene Ontology annotation, biological process: N-terminal peptidyl-methionine acetylation.